AUGGCAUCGGCAGCGUUUAACGGGAGCGCCAUAGAUUCCACUGCUGCUCGCUGCAAACUAUUCAUCAGUUCAUUGGUCACGACAAUUGUUGCGGUGAUAAGAAACCCAACUCAUCCCCCGCCUAGCCAGAUUGAGUGCCCAAACUGCAAAUACCACAUUGAUCUCUUAUCACAGUGGCCAGGACUCCCCGCUGGUGUUAAAUUUGAUCCAACCGGUCUCGAACUGCUUGAACAUUUAGAAGGAAAGGUUGGCAGGGCACCGUCCCAUAACCUAAUAGAUGAUUUUAUUCCAACCAUAGAGGAGGCUGAAGGAAUCUGCUAUACACAUCCUGAAAAUCUCCCUGGUACCAAGAUGGAUGGGAGAAAGAGUCAUUUCUUCCAUAAAAUAUCAAAUGCAUACGAUGUUGGCCAGCGCAAGCGUCGCAAGAUUAGCAACAGUGACCAUGUUGUUCGUGAUGUGCAUUUCAGAUGGCAGAAAACUGGAAAAUCCAAAGAAAUCUCAGAUAAGAACGGUGUCAUAAAAGGGUGGAAGAAAAUAUUGGUUCUUAUGAUGCGUUCUAGGAAAGACGGUAUCACCUCGCGUACAAAAACUAAUUGGACGAUGCAUCAGUAUCACCUUGGGGUAGAUCAAGAUGAAAAGCACGGGGAGCCUGUUGUUUCCAAAGUCUUUUAUCAGUCAAAGAAAGAUGAGCAGCCUGUAAUGUGCCCUGUUAAUGAAGAAUCUGAUCCAUUUGCUGGGGAAAUCGAUACUACAACCCCAAUGACAUACCCUCCGCUUCCUCGUCCCCCAAACAGUAGCCCAUCCAGAACCGAGCAGAAUCAGGAAGAGCACGCAGCGCUAUCUGGCCCGGAUGAACGCCCGUCACGCGGUGCAACCCCGGACUCCGUGUACCCUGAGAUGCAACUUUUUCCUCUUGGCCUGGACGCUCUUCAGGGGUUGCCCGACCCCAGAAUGACUCCGGGUUUCUCCCAUAUGGCCUCUUGGUUUGCUGGAACCUCAUCGUAUUCGAAUGCCCUGGAGAAUGCGCCACUGUCUGGCCUAGAUGAAUGCUUGCCACACGGCGGAACCCUGGACGCCGCCUACCCUGACCCUGAGGGGCAGGCCCUGCCUCUUGACGCGGAGGCACUUCAGGGGUUCCCCGACCUCGGAAUGCCUCCGAAUAUCUUCCCCAGGACUUGCAGUUCAGGUCACAGGACAUCUUCUGGGGGGAGGGGUUUUGAUGCAGCGGCCCAACGAGAAGAGGCUGGUUUUUCUCGUGAUGUAGCAUGUUUUGUACUGUAUAUCUGUGCAUGA
Triticum turgidum subsp. durum (durum wheat) is the source of this 1293-nucleotide messenger RNA. The record is from the annotation of a GenBank genome assembly. Lineage: Eukaryota; Viridiplantae; Streptophyta; Magnoliopsida; Poales; Poaceae.